This is a messenger RNA of Pieris brassicae (large cabbage white), 4978 nucleotides long. RefSeq names its product zinc finger protein 665-like (gene cg). Gene Ontology annotation, biological process: regulation of transcription by RNA polymerase II. Bases 476 to 3052 code for a protein of 858 amino acids. The transcript is spliced from 16 exons. The record is from RefSeq and is a predicted model, not a curated record. NCBI's taxonomy places the organism in Eukaryota, Metazoa, Arthropoda, Insecta, Lepidoptera, Pieridae. Gene Ontology annotation, molecular function: RNA polymerase II cis-regulatory region sequence-specific DNA binding; DNA-binding transcription factor activity.
UUUCUUGUGUGUGCGAUAAUGGAAUUGUUUUCAUGAUUUCCGAUAUUUGAUAGACUUUUGUUGAAUAGCAUUAUAUUCCAUAUCUUGGUUGAUUGAAAAACGUGGUAAAUUACGUUUCUGUAGUCAUCCCUAUAAACUUCUACAUAAUAUUACGUGCGUGUCAGUGAAGUUCAUAGCGUCCUGUGCCGCCUAUAAAAUAACUUGAUAUGCAUAAUUUGCUGAAAAUUAUACUAUAUUUGUCAAAUAAGUGCGUAAAUAACUUCAUAUUAGUAAAAAAUAGUGAUAUAAAUAGUCUUUUUUGGAUUUCGGCGGUCUGAUUGACGGACCGUGUGUUGCGUUAGUGUGCUUGUGGUUGUGAAAGCGUACGUGAAAAUAUAAUGGCUAAACUGUCAUGACACUACUGUUUACUAGUGUAGAGUGGACUUGUGUUGGUUUGUUUAUAUUUCGAUGCGGUGAAAAGUAAUAAUUUGCGAAAAUGUGUAUGCCCACGCCAACUAAUGUUUCUGGUUUCGCUUAUUCGUGGGGCUUCACUAGCUCUGCGGAUCUCACAAAGGGUGAAGUCGAAACACCAAGCAGUUUGAGUUAUACUUUAGGGAAUACAGUGUCUCCAGAAACAACACUUACUGUUAUGUCCCAUAAGACACCUCAAGUACAAGAAAAAGUUGGCACAGUUGUUGCAUCAAAUGCUGGAGCUCAACUCACUAGAGUUGUCACAACAGGAACUCCAGGGUCUGGGCGAAGAACGGCUAUGUUUGUACUGAAUGAACCAACACAAACACUAAAUAGGGUUUCUCAGCAAAACCAGACAGCUACUAUCCACAGUGACUGUGCAACUUUAGCAUCCAAACCAUUUUUAACACCAAUUGGACCUAUACAAUUAACUGCAGAAGAAUGCAAUGAAAUCCUAAUGAAAAGAGCCCUACAAGCUCAAGGUAUAGCAACACCUGUAAUAGACACCUCGCAGCUUAGUCAAACAUUAUUGAAUAAUGGUAUAAAAACACUAUCAGAAGUGACAGCACAGCAGACUCAACAAGAAACCAUACAGACAUCUGUUCAUCAGCAAAUCCAGCUGUUACAUACAAAACAAGAACCUGGAACAAAUAAUUCACCAAAAAUGGUGUAUUCACAGACCGAGAUAAUGAACAACACAAUGCAGAUGCAAACUCCAACUCAGCCAAUCAAAGAGCGACCAUACUCCUGUGAUGAAUGUGGAAAAUCAUUUCUCCUGAAACAUCAUCUUACUACCCAUGCAAGAGUUCAUACAGGUGAAAGACCACAUAUUUGUGGGCACUGCGGCAAGGCAUUUGCCAGGAAACACUGUCUCAACACUCACUUAUUACUGCACUCCGCAGAUCGACCUUACAGGUGCCAUGAAUGUAAAAUGGCUUUCACUCUAAAACAUCAUCUUGUUACUCACUCCAGGGUACAUAGUCGUGACCGUCCAUUCCUUUGUGGUGAGUGUGGCCGCCGGUUUCCCUUAAAGCGACAUCUAGUGACGCAUAGCAAGUAUCACGCCGGUGAAAGGCCAUACGUCUGCAAUGACUGUGGAGAGAGCUUUGCCCAGAAGGAACACCUAGUAAUGCAUAGUCGUUUCCACGGCUCGUUGUCGCCAUUCGUGUGCGGGGAGUGCGGAGCGGCAUUUGCAAGAAAAUUUCAGCUUGUUAACCAUGGCAGAGUGCAUGGGAAAGUGCCCCAUGCUUGUCCAGUCUGUGGCAAGGAGUUCCUGCAGAAGAGGACACUCGUAGCACAUUUGAAAAUACACACUGGAGAGGAUGCAGUAGCGUGUUUCGAAUGUGGUGAAGCAUUCAAAACAAAACCAGAACUGCAACAGCAUUGCAAAAUGGCAAGGCACUGCCUCUCUACAACAGCCCAACAACAACAAGUUCAACAACAACAAGUUCAACAGCAGCAGCAAGUUCAACAACAGCAGCAAGUUCAACAACAGCAACAGGUUCAACAACAGCAGCAAGUGCAGCAGCAGCAACAAGUUCAGCAACAGCAAGCACAACAACAAGCCCAACAGCAAGCGCAACAACAGGCACAACAACAAGCACAACAGCAAGCGCAGCAGCAACAGCAGCAGCAACAUCAGCAAACAGUCAUAAAACAAGAUGAUUUUAAGCCUCAAAUAGUACAAGUGAUUGGAGCUGAUGGACAAAUACUAACUGAAAAGGCACCCGGAUACGCCUGCCCUGAGUGUGGUUCAUGUUUCAAUAACAAGGAGGCGCUGUCUUUACAUGUUCGUUUGCAUGCGGGCGAUCGUACGUGUGUCACCGACUUAUGUGCACUAACUGCUGCCUUACAACCCGGAUUAGUUGCACACAAUCAACCAAUACAAAUAAUAUCGUCAAAUCACCCCAGUAAUGUUGUUCACACGCAAGUUAUAGCAACGAAUCACCAUAUAACACCUCCAAGACCGAAAGUACAUUUUUGUGUUGACUGUGGAAAGGGCUUUGCUGCGAAACAUGGAUUGUUGGCGCAUCAUAGGAGGCAUCCAGAAGGUAGUUGCACAUUAAGGUCCCACGCUUGUGAAACUUGCGGAAAAGCUUUCUUCCAAAAAAACCACUUAAUGCUGCACCAGCGACAACAUAUGGAUCUGCCGCCUAGGAAUACCCAAGUACAAGCGCAACAGGUGACCCAAGUGUCGCAACAAGCGCAGCAGCAAGCAGCGCAACAGGCGGCACAACAAGUUGCCCAACAAGUCCAGCAACAAGUCGCGCAACAUGUACAGCAUCAAACAAUGGAGUUGGACGAGCAACCCGCGCAUAUACAAGUGGGGCCUCUGUUUCAGGUAACAAAUAGGUCGGGCCAAGUGAUUGGUAAUCAGAUACUGGUGGGAACUGUGGGAGGUCGGAGACUGCUGCCUUCACAGUUACAUAUUGUAUCAAGAGAUGGAAAGCCCAUACAUCAUAUCACGCCCAAGAGAGAAGGAAAUGAUGUCAAAGAACUUGGAAGCUUAGUUGUAACAGCUGAUAGAGGCACCGGUCUCGUUAAAUACGAAAUUGCACUGCCACAGUCAAACUCAGUAAUGCAAGUACAGCAAAUAGACUGAAAAAACAAUAUAACCCUACCUAGUAGCCCGGUCACAGUGUGAUUAAUGUGUCAAAGUGUGUUAAAGUGUAAAUAUUAACAAAAGUGUAAAACUGGAAAAUGAUUAGUGUAACAGCUGGCCUGAAGAAUGUCUUAAAGGUACUUUAAUUAUUUAUGAAGUCAAAAUGGCUUAUAACCCAUACAUAAACACAUAAAUGGUAGGUUGUGAAUGAAUAGCGUUUUAUGUCGUUUGGAAAGUGUUCAAUUUUAUACAAAUGUCUAAAACAUGAGUUUGCUAAUUAUGUAUUGGAAAUAAUUUUUAAUUUAAAAUAUAACAGCAAGUCCAUUAUAGUCUCUUCCAUGUAAAAAGUAGUUUAAAUGUCCAUAUUGAUUAGAUGUGUGUAGAUGUGUCCUGAAAUAUUGUUCUAAGUAAUAAAAGCACAAGUUUUUUAUUUGAAAACAACCAACAUUACAGUUAAAUUUUAGUAUAUUAAUUUACCAUUUGUUUUACAGAAGCUGAUAACUAUUAUGGCAAUAAUUUUAAUGUAUUAUAUUAAAUGUUCUAAAAUUUAGAGCAUUGUCUGUAAAGUACUUGUCUAAAUUAGUUUAGAAUAGGCAUUGUACAUAUCAAAUCUUUUUAUUGGCUUGUCUUUUAAGAUGUGGUGAACAUUGUAUGCAUUUAAAUUGUAAUGGCCUCUUACUGUAUAAGUACAUAGUUUAUUGUGGCAGUUAGUGCAAUUUGUCUUUAGAUCUGAAAUUUAUGAAAUUAUGUUUCUCUAUAAUAUUAAGUAUCCAAUAAUUACUUAAAUUACUUGAAAUUGCACAUUUUGUGUACAAUAUUACUUAAUUUUUUAAUGAAAUCAAAUUCAGAUCCAAUCGUGACAGCUUUAAAAGUGUGUCUUCUGAAAAUGUAAUGAUGUAUUCAUUAUAUUUUAGCAUUAUGUUAUUUCUUUUUCUUCUUUGCUAAUACUUUGAAGUUGUUGACAUUGGAUAUAUCCAAUUAUCUAGUCUGUGAUGGAGUUUGAAAAAAUAUGUUUUUUGACACUGGCCCAAUUGAAACAAUGGUACUAUUGAAAUAUUUAAUGUACAGUUUUAACAGUUUACAAUAAGUUUAAAUGAAAAUAUAUAUUUUUUAAUACUGCGUGUGCUGUGCUUAGGUUUCAACAACAACUUUAACUUCAGUUAUAAAUUUAAGAAGCCAGUGUCAAAAAUUUGAACAAGUGCUUCCGACUUCAUGUUCAUAAAAUUUAAUUCUAAUAUUUAUGUUACUAUAACAAUAGUAGAAAUGCUAUUUUAAUAACACAAGGUUGUCACUUGCAUUAUUUUUUUAAGUUUAAAAGGAUAAUUUGCCAAGGUUUGUCUAUAAAAUACUUCAAAAUACUGCAAGUCUAUAGAACUCUUGAAUAUGAUUUUAAAAUCUCUGAACACCGUUAUAUUGCUCUAGGCGCGUAAUUUAGUAUGAUCUGUUAGAUCUGCACUGGUUCUAGGUCCUUGACCAGUAGAAGUACAAUUUUUCAUACCAUUGCCGAAACCUUGUCAAGUUAUGUGACAAUAUCAAUAUCAGACAGAACUUUCUUGAACUCUCUAAAAUAGUAGUAACACACUACUCCAAACAGUGUUCAGAUUGCCACAAAAUUACAGAGUAAUUAUAUAGUCAUUUUCUUUUUCCUAAAAUACAGUUACAAUGCAAUUUCUUGGUUUUAUUACAGUAGCAUGCCUAUGUUAUAGUAAAAUAACAGAUUUUGGAUAUUUAUAGUUUUAUUCAGAAUUUAUAACAGUAUUAUAGUUUACAUAAUUUUACUUGAAGAAAAUAUAUGACACAAAUACAUAUAAUCUAAAGUUUUAUUUUAUAUAAGCUGUGAUGUUAUUUGUGCGAUAAAAAUGUUGAAACCUUUAUUAUGUUGUUUGCCAUUUACUUACAUUGUAAAUAUUAUAGGGGUAUAUCUAU